GAGCCCACUGCCCCGCACUCCCUUUUACGGGGGGCGCGGCCGCCGGUGCCACCGGUGCCCGGGGGGUGUGGCGGGGCUCGACUCGCACCGCCCCGGCUCCUCCCGCCGGGGUCCUCGCCGGCCCCUGCUCCCGCCCCGCCCCGCCCGGCCGCCAGCGGGUGAUGGCGGCGGCCUGCGCCUGAGGGUCCGCGGCGGGGGGGCGGCAGGGGAGCCAUGGAAGAGGACCCGGAGCUGGAGAGGAAGGCUGUGGAGGAGUUACUUAAAGAGGCAAAACGUGGGAGAACCAGGGCUGAAACAAUGGGAGCUAUGGGUUGGUUGAAAUGUCCUCUCGCUGGUACAAAUAAAAGAUUUCUUAUUAAUACCAUCAAAAACACAUUACCAUCUCAAAAAGAACAAGACCAAGAACGUGAGCAAAAGGAAGACAAUAAGGAGUCUGAGCCAAACAAAAGCAGAAAAGAAGAAAAACCAAAGAAACGCAGAAUUCACCCAUAUACACCCAGCUUUCAGUCCAGAAGGAGAGUCAGCUACUCUCCUCCACGGCACCAAACCAGGAACCAGCACACAAAGGAUAAGCAUGAAAAGCGAUCAAGCAAGCGAUGAGGAGAAGACAGUGACAAAUACACACUGUUACAAGUCAGGAAUGUCAUUAAGUGUAGGACAGCAGGGAUGUCUCAGUUUUUCAGGAAGAGAUGCUGUUCAAACCUGAGUUUUGAACCAAGUUGCUUGUGUGAGAAGUAACCUUGAGGUAGCUUUAGAAAACUUUUCUUUGGGACCUUUAAGAGAAAAGCAAAGUGCAGCAUAAAUCCUUCAGUCGUUUAAGAGCAGACAUUCCUUUCCCUUUGUUCCAUUGCUCUGUCCCCUUCUGACUAAGCUUAGGGUCUUGGUGAUGGAGUGUGAUUCGUGUGUCUCUGUCUGGUACAAAUCAUUUAGUCAUGUCACUCUUUUGGAAAUAGAUUUAAAUUAAGCAGAAAUUUAUUCAUUGCGUGAAGUUUACAGAAUUUCUUUGCUGCUAACCAAUAAAAAAGUUUUGCUUAUUUGGGUUAGUUUAGUUUUACAGAAUCUUGAGGCAGGGAAAGCUGGUCAGUGCCUGGCCAAGCACAUGCAUUUUUUACAGAAUAUAAGAGAUUGCUUUCUUUAGUAUGAAAAGAACAAAUUUAAGAUGGGCAACACCAGCUUUGCUUUUCAGGAGGAACUACCAGGAAAAUUUGAUUUUACUUGUUAUUGUAUAUGCACAAAUCUAUCAUAGAUAACCAUAAACAUUACCCCUAAAAAGCUGUACGUGCAAUAAUUGUCUCUGUUUAGACUUCCCUCUAUAAGGAAGUAGUUUGAACAGUCUGUUGUCACGGUGCUUUCAAAACAAACCCUGAAGACAAAAUUUUCGCAUUCUCUGUCCACUGCUAGGAAGUUUCAAAGUAAAUGUGUAAUACUAGAAACGCAGAGGUGAUGCUCAAAACAGUCAAAUGCUCACUUUCCAAGCCUGUGUGACAAUUCUGUAGUGGUACAGUUCUUAAACUUGUGACUGGGAGCACAAAUAAUACACAUUGGCAUAUUCUACGUCUCACUUCUGUUUGUGUUACAGUAACAAACUUCUGUGUGAAAUAUUUUGUAUUUCACUGUUCUCAGAAAUAAUUGUUUUGAACAUAGGUUUAUGUUUUUAAGUGUGGUGACAAUAAAAUCGAAAAAAUGUUCGUUGCACGUGC
Molecule: messenger RNA, 1700 nt
Organism: Pseudopipra pipra
Lineage: Eukaryota; Metazoa; Chordata; Aves; Passeriformes; Pipridae
Gene: POLR1D
Product: RNA polymerase I and III subunit D
Exons: 3
Coding region: 214-600 (128 amino acids)
Source: RefSeq, a predicted model, not a curated record